GGGUAGAGGAAGAAGAAGAAGCGCGCUACGCUGGUGUUUACGUUCUCCUACUUCCGUAGCUAUCCAAAGCGAAAAAAAAAAAAAGCGUCACUCAUCUACAGUUUAAUCCAAUAAUUUGAGAAGAAACACUCGGUCAUGUUUCACUUUUCUAACAUAAGCAUAAGAGAUGAUUGGCAGAUAAAUAUCAGUAAGGUCGUUUGCUGUCCACUGUAGGCGCUGUGUCGUGAGUUUUCCUCAUCAGUCACCAUCGCAGGCGAAGCUAAAGCUAAAGCUGGCGGUGUGUUAGCUGCGGGUCAGUGGCAGUGGACAUAAUUUGAUAAAUCGUUGCCUGAUCCGCAUUUAGUCCAGCGCUAAUUUAGAUCUCUAACAAGGCAGUCAUGGCCACUAGGCGACUGACCGAUGCCUUCUUGUUAAUGCGGAACAAUGCAAUCCAAAACCGGCAGAUAUUGGCUGAGCAAGUGAGUACAUACGACCCCCGUCUGAGUACACGUAGCAAUGCUGCGGAGCUUGAUGAGUUGGCUGAUGAUCGGAUGGCCCUGGUGUCAGGGAUCAGUCUGGAUCCUGAAGCUGCCAUUGGAGUCACCAAGAAACUGCCCCCAAAAUGGAUAGAGGGGGUGGAUGAGAUCCAAUAUGAAAUCACACGGGUUCGGCAGAAGAUGAAGGAGCUGGCGAUACUUCAUGACAAGCACAUGAAUCGUCCUACGCUUGAUGACAGUAGUGAAGAGGAGCAUGCAAUAGAAAUAACUACUCAGGAGAUCACACAGAUGUUUCAUCGAUGCCAGAGAGCUGUGACGGGUCUGCAGUCUCGUUGUGGUCACUGCACCGAGCAGGAGGAGAGGCUUUUGAGAAACGUGGUCUCAUCUCUAGCCCAAAGUCUGCAGGAGCUGUCCACUAAUUUCAGAUACACACAGUCCGGUUACCUAAAACGUAUGAAGAAUCGUGAAGAGAGAUCAAAGCACUUUUUUGACUCUGGGCCCCUUAUGGAAGAAGAUGAAGAUUUAGCUAUAUAUGACAAGGGCUUCACAGAUGAUCAGCUGAUGCUGGUCGAGGAGAACUCGGUUAUGGUUGAAGAAAGAGAGAAGGAGAUCCGACAAAUAGUGCAGUCUAUCUCGGAUCUGAAUGAGAUUUUCCGAGACUUGGCCACCAUGGUGGUGGAGCAGGGCACCGUUCUUGACAGAAUUGACUUCAAUGUGGAGCAGGCUUGUGUUAAAACAGAAGAUGGACUUAAACAGUUACAAAAGGCGGAACAGUAUCAGAAGAAAAACAGAAAGAUGCUGGUCAUUUUGAUUCUCUUUGUCAUAGUCAUUGUUCUAAUUAUUAUUCUUUUUGGAACAAAGUUUUAAUGAUGCAUUCCUCUGGCUUUUGUUUGUCUGUGUGGGUGUUUGUUGUGCAUCUGUGUGGACUUGGACUUGCUCUCUGUUCUACUGAGAAAAAAAAAAAGCUAUCUGCCUUUCAUACCCACUUGGAAAUGAAUAAUAUGAAAUCUACAUCUCUUUACUGGUGCACUUUGGUCUGUGUGGAGGUCUUAUGUGGUUUAUUUAAAUGAAAAAAAAAAUCAGUUUGAUCUAUUGGCUAUUUUAUAAAGUGAAACACCAUAUUGCAAAGAGACUGCGGCAGAAGUUUGUAGGACUGUACUUACAGUAUGUUGACACGGUGUCUUAACAAAAGGAGAAAAAAAAACUUGGUAGUGUAUAAAACAUGCACUCACUAUGUUUAAAUGCUAAAGCAGAGAUCUAUCUGCUUGAACUCUAAGCACUAACUGUAACAUUAAUCGUGUGAAAAUGCCUCGUUUCUGUCCCCUAUCAUCCCAAACAUCUUGUUUUUAUUGUGAGGAAGCUGUGACAAGAACAAAUGUUUGUGGAACAGAAAUAUGCAUCUUAACAUUACAUUUAUGUCCUGGCUCAGUAUUUUACCUUGAAAGAGUAAAACUUUCAAACAAGGACAGUCCCAGAUAGAAAUAGAACCGUCAUUCAGUACCAAAUAUAUUCCUUCAGAUAAAGGCCCACAUAUUUCUUUUUUUUAUGAUUUAACUCCCCCAAAUGUAUUUAUUGAUUGUUGUAACUCCACUGUUGGCCUGGGGAGGAUGUAAACACUUAUCUUAUUCUUCAUUUAAAAUAAUGUCACAUCUGCUGCACUUUUCAUCAAGUGCUCCUUUAAAAAACAAAAACUAUGUUGUUUUGUGUCACAUGGUCCUUGCAUAAAGUGCUACCUUUUUAAACUCUUGCAGUUUGCACAUUAAGGCCUGAGGGUGAAGGUGGCUGUGUUAUGGAUGUAAUACUACUGUCAUCUGUAUGAUGAAAAGAUUUAUUUAUUUUUUAAUAAUGUCAAAUAAUCAAGAGGUGCAGAGAUGUCCUGCAUCAGACAGAAUUGCUGUAUGAUGAGUAAAGAGUGUCUGUAGUACAAACUUAA
Molecule: messenger RNA, 2409 nt
Organism: Labrus bergylta (ballan wrasse)
Lineage: Eukaryota; Metazoa; Chordata; Actinopteri; Labriformes; Labridae
Gene: stx16
Product: syntaxin 16
Biological process (GO): vesicle fusion; vesicle-mediated transport; intracellular protein transport
Cellular component (GO): endomembrane system; membrane; SNARE complex
Molecular function (GO): SNAP receptor activity; SNARE binding
Source: RefSeq, a predicted model, not a curated record